AUGAAGCUGCUCCUCCUCCUCCUCCUCCUCCUCUCCUUCCAGGGACCCGGAUGUGCGGACAGCAGGUGCUUCUGUCAGGUCACAGGAGAUCUGGACGACUGCACCUGUGACGUAGAAACCAUCGACGGCUUCAACAACGACAAACUGUUCCCCAAACUGCAAACGCUUCUGGAGUCCGACUACUUCAGGUUCUACAAGGUGAACCUGAACAAGGCGUGUCCGUUCUGGAGGGUCAAAGGUCACUGUGGUCUGAAGGACUGCGCUGUGAAGCCCUGCUCUCCUAACCAGGUUCCAGAGGGGAUCAGAUCCUCCUCACACAACAAGUAUUCUGCAGAAGCAAACGAGCAGACGGCUGAGUGUGAGCAGACGGAGAACCUCGGAGCUGUCGAUGUUUCUUUAAGUGCUGAGACCAGAGAAGCUCUGAUCAACUGGAACAAACACGACGACGAGGCCGAGCGCUUCUGUGUGGUCGACGACGAGGAGUCUCCAGACUCUCAGUACGUCGACCUGCUGCUGAACCCGGAACGCUUCACGGGCUACAGAGGACCAGAAGUCCUGCAGAUCUGGAACAGCAUCUACGAGGAGAACUGCUUCAAACCGUUCACCAUCAAGCGACCAAUAAUGCCAAACUCCUUCCACAGGAGCUCAGGAAGUGAAGCAAAGAUCUUCUACAGCUGGCUGGAAGGUCAGUGUGUAGAGAAGAGAGCUUUCUACCGGCUCAUCUCUGGACUCCACGCCAGCAUCAACAUCCACCUGAGCGCCAGAUACCUGCUGGAAGACAGCUGGUUUCAGAGGAAUUGGGGUCACAACGUGUCAGAGUUCAGACAGCGCUUCGACUCAGAGCUGACGGCCGGCGAGGGGCCCAAGCGGCUCCGGAACCUCUACUUCCUGUUCCUGAUCGAGCUCCGGGCGCUCGCCAAGGUGCUGCCGUUCUUCCAGCGGCCGUCGUUCCAUCUGUUCACCGGCAGACCGGAGGAGGACCGGAGACACAAAGAGCUGCUGCUGGACGUCCUGCAGCUGACCCGAUCUUUCCCUCUGCACUUUAAUGAGACGUCUCUGUUCUCUGGGGAUGAAAAGGAAGCAGCCAAACUGAAGGAGGACGUCAGACUGGCCUUCCUCAACAUCUCCAGGAUCAUGGACUGUGUCGGCUGCUUCAAGUGUCGACUGUGGGGGAAACUGCAGACUCAGGGUUUAGGAACGGCGCUGAAGAUUUUGUUUUCAGAGCGACAGAUUGAAGCUCUGCCGUCGUCCAGCGACCAGAAGCCCAGCUUCCAGCUCAGCCGACAGGAGAUCGUCUCGCUGCUCAACGCCUUUGGGAGGAUUUCAACGAGCAUCAGCGAGCUGAAGAACUUCAGAUCGCUGUUAGCAGAGGAGCAGUGAGGACGUGGAGGUCGAGUCCUCCUCAGACAUCAGAGCUUAUGAAGAAAGAUCAGCUUCCAUUAGCUGAGCAGAAGAAGUAUUUAGAUUAUUUACCUUAAAGUUACUGUAAGGAAAACAUCGUAGACAGACCCAGUAUACUUAAAGCACUAAAAGCAAAAAGCAGGUUGGCCAAAUACAGAAUUUAAUGUUAUACAUUAUAUUAUUUAAUUUGAAUUAUUGAUGCAUUUAUGUGAUAAUAGCAUUCAUGUUGCAGCUGGUAAAGGUGGAGCUCUUUAAAAUGACUUUAUAUGCUGCAAUUAUAGUUGAUUAUAAUUUGUGUUAAUAAUCUAAAUCUGCAAAGUAACUAAAGCAAUCAAAUGUAGGGGAGUAAAUGAAGUACAAGUACCUCAAAAUAGUAUAUUAAGAUCCAGUGUGUAGGAUUUGGUGCCGUCUAGUGGUGAGUUUCAGAUUACAACAAACUCAAACUUCUUAUUAUUUUCAGGUGAUUAUACACGAAAGAAAACAUACUUAUUGAUAUAAUAUAAUAUUCCAAUUAUAUUAUAAAUACUUGAGUAAAUGUACUUAGUUAUUUUCACCACGGCUGAGUUUAUUUUUCUUAAAAGAAUGAAAUCCUUUUUCUUGAACACAUUUACAUUUUGAUACUUUACAUUUUGAUAUAUUUUAUAUUUACUAUUACAUGAAUGUGUUUGCCAGUGAAUCUGUAAUAAUUCCAGGAGAGACUGAAGAGUGUAAACUGCUCCUAUGUAAUAUUUUUAGUGGAUUCAAAGAUGCUUUGUUCUAUGAAAACAUGUCACAUCAGAUAAGCAGCUUUAUGAAUCAGACACAAUAUGACAGCACAGUGUUUGUGUGAUGCCUCUGGUGUCCUGAGGAUGGCGCUGUUUGUUCAGUAAAGGGAUUAUCUCAUUGUUUGGGAAAUUAAACAUUUAGAGUGUGUUGAUACAAGAAACUUUGUGGGAAUGAUACAUAUAUAUUUUUUGAUUAAAUUCCAGAUUGGUUGUCUUUUAAACUCUUUUUUUCAUAAGACCAUGAACUAUCAACCUCAGUGUAAGAACUUUAAUCCAGUUACAUCAGUGGGUCUGGGUUAAUGGUGCCUUCAGGGACACCUCGAGAUUUCAAACUUCCAAGUUUAGCUGGUUGGUUGACAUUUAUUCAAGAUUAUUAUUAUUUCAAUCACAAAUAAGACAUAUUUGG
Molecule: messenger RNA, 2571 nt
Organism: Anoplopoma fimbria (sablefish)
Lineage: Eukaryota; Metazoa; Chordata; Actinopteri; Perciformes; Anoplopomatidae
Gene: ero1a
Product: endoplasmic reticulum oxidoreductase 1 alpha
Biological process (GO): protein folding in endoplasmic reticulum
Cellular component (GO): endoplasmic reticulum; endoplasmic reticulum membrane
Molecular function (GO): protein-disulfide reductase activity; thiol oxidase activity; FAD binding
Source: RefSeq, a predicted model, not a curated record